Chelonia mydas (Green sea turtle) is the source of this 5305-nucleotide messenger RNA. Its product is annotated as serine/threonine-protein phosphatase 6 regulatory ankyrin repeat subunit B. Gene Ontology annotation, biological process: calcium ion transmembrane transport; GPI anchor biosynthetic process. The transcript has 28 exons. The record is from RefSeq and is a predicted model, not a curated record. The coding region runs from base 156 to 5162 and encodes 1668 amino acids. Lineage: Eukaryota; Metazoa; Chordata; Testudines; Cheloniidae. Gene Ontology annotation, molecular function: calcium channel activity; protein binding. Gene Ontology annotation, cellular component: membrane; glycosylphosphatidylinositol-N-acetylglucosaminyltransferase (GPI-GnT) complex.
ACCAAGAGAGAGCAAAAGAAAGAGAGAUUGACAUCAGUCGCUGCCUAAGACGCCUUCUCCCAGCACAGCCGAGGAGAGCAGAAAUAUGAUUCCCUACAAGGAGCCGUGCAAGGACUGACCUUGAAAAGAAUCUGAGUUGGGGGAAGAGAAGGAAAAUGUCCGAGAACAGUUCGUCUCUCAGCCCCCCAGGAUCGUUCGCCUCUGGCAGCAGGGUGCUGCAACUGGCCACCAAAGGGGAGUGGAUCACCCUGGAGCAGACCCUGAGAGGCAUGGACAAGGGGGACCCGGCCAUCUCCCAAACUGACCAAGAGUCAGGCCUGACCCCCUUCAUGAUCGCGGUGAGAGAGAACAGGCUGUCCAUUGUCGAGAGGUUGCUGGAGCUGGGAGUGAAUCUUUCAGACCAAACUAAGAAUGGCCGAAAUGCUUUACAUGUGGCUGCUGCCCACUCGAAGGGGGAGAUCAUCCGACUGCUGCUGGCUGGAAAGGCAGAUCCCAAUGUCCCCGGAGGGCCCAAGGAGCAGCUGCCACUUCAUUACGCAGCCCUCCGUCCCACUGGGGCUGUCGGUGUGAUGCAGAUGCUGCUGAAGGCUUCUCACAAAGAUGCUAGACUGAGCCAAGACCAGGACGGCCACUCUCCUCUCUUUCUUGCCGUGGAAGCUGGGAAGCUGGGAGUCUGUAAGGAACUGCUUUCCACGCACGCCGAGGCCCAGCUGAGCGCACGGGAAAAGAGAUAUGGCGACACUGUGCUGCAUGCAAGCUGCAGGAAAAGAGAUGUGGAAGUUGCCAAAAUCCUAGUGGAAUAUGGAGCUGGGGUGGAUUGCCAGAAUGAUGAAGGUCAGACUCCUCUACAUGUCGCUGCGUGGGAAGGCGAUGAAGCCCUGUUGAAGUUCUUCCAUCACUGCAAGGCCAAUCCUAACGUAGCAGACAAGAUGGACAGGUCCCCCUUGCACAUCGCUGCAGAAAGAGGCCACACCAAUGUGGUGGAGUUGCUGACGGAGAAGUUCCACUCCAAUGUGCUAGCUCGCACUAAGGACGGUAGCACCCUCAUGCAUGUUGCCUCUGAGCAUGGGCACCCUGACACCGCUCUGGCUUUCCUGAAGAAAGGAGUCCUGCUGCACAUGCCCGAUAAGAAUGGGGCGGUCUGCUUGCACGCGGCAGCCAAGCGCGGUCAUGCUGCCGUGGUGAAGGCCCUGCUGCAAAGGGGGGCAGAGGUGGACGCUCGAACCAAAGAAAACUACACGGCCCUGCACAUUGCUGCCCAGCACUGCAAGCCACUGGUGGUACAGACUCUUCUGGGCUUUGGGGCCCGGGUCCAACUCAAGGGAGGCAAGGCCCAGGAGACGCCUCUGCACAUCGCAGCCUGCAUCCACGAGGGGGAGAAGGUGGCAGAGAUGCUGCUGAAGAGCGGCGCCGACGUCAAUGUGGAACAAGAGAACGGUGAGACGGCCAUGCACGUCGCAGCUCGCCACGGCAACCUGAGGAUGAUCAAGGCCCUGAUCGAGGAAGGAGGGGAGCUCACCUCACAGUCCAAGGCUGGAGAGUGCCCCCUACACAUCGCCGUGCAGCACUGCCACCUGCCCGUGGUGGAGGAGAUCCUCAACUACCUGGCCACGGAGAAGAGCCACGCGGAGGCCUCCGCCUGCGUCAACCAGGAAAACAAGGCAGGGGAGACACCCCUCCACCUGGCUGCCGCAGUGAAGAAGGACAUGGUCCACUUUGAGGGGGAGGAGACCAAGAUCAUUGCCAUGCUCAUGGAGUACGAUGCCGACAUCUCCCGUACCACGCGAGUGUCCCUUGAGACCCCUCUGCAUUACUGCGCCCGUGUGGGCAAUGCGGAUGUCCUGCUGGAGAUGCUUAAGCACAUUAGCACCAGCCGAAUGCAGCAGUCCAUUAACAAGCAAGCCAAGAAUGACUGGUCCCCGUUGCUGAUGGCAGCAGAGCGAGGGCACACCGCGAUAGUGAAGAUCCUGCUCCAGCACCACGCUCGUGUCGACGUCUUCGAUGAGCACGGGAAAGCAGCUUUGCACCUGGCCGCAGAGAACGGCCAUGACCAGAUUGCAGACAUGCUGCUGUGGCACAAGGCCUUCGUCAAUGCCAAGACCAAGCUGGGCCUGACACCUCUUCACCUCAGCGCUCAGAACGGCUACAACCAUUUAGUCAAGCUCCUCGUGGAGACUCACCUGGCCAGCAUUGAUGCUAUGACCCUGACCAAGCGAACCCCUCUGCACCUCGCUGCGCUGACCGGCCAGCUGGACGUGUGCACCAGCCUGCUGAGCAUGAGCGCGGACGUCAAUGCCACCGACAUGCAAGGACAGACACCAUUGCACCUGGCCGCUGAAAAUGACCAUUCGGAGGUGGUUCAGUUCUUUCUGAAGCACAAGCCGGAACUGGUGACCUCUGCCAACGUGGAAGGUUCGACCUGUGCCCACAUAGCUGCCUCCAAAGGCAGUGUCGCUGUGAUCAAGGAGCUGCUGAAGUUCAACAAGGUGGGGGCGACCACGGCCCGCAACAAGACAAACUACUCCACUCCUCUGCACCUGGCAGCUGCUGGGGGGCACCAUGAGGUGGUGAAGGUCUUGCUGCAGACGGGAGCCUCGGCAGCGGAUGAGGAUGGCGAAGGAAUGACGGCAAUUCACCUGGCGGCCAAACAUGGGCACAUCAGUGUCCUGGAGGCCUUAAAAGGCAGCAUCUCCUUGAGAAUCACCAGCACCAAGACAGGAUUUACUGCCCUUCAUGUGGCAGCUCAUUACGGCCAGCUGGACUUCGUCCGAGACAUGCUCGCCAGGGGAUUGGCCACCAUGCGCAGCGAGCCUCCCAAAUUCACCUCCGAAGGACAGCAGGUCAAGGAGCAAGGCAGUGAGUAUGCCCAGGAGUCUGGGGCAUCAGAGGGGCCCUGCUGCCGUCUGUGUGAUUUAUCGCAGUCAGGAUUCACGCCACUGCACCUGGCUGCCCAGUCGGGACACGAGAGCCUGGUCCGGCUGCUGCUCAACUACCCCGGCGUACAGGUGGAUUGUCAGACCAGCCUGCAGGGCUCCACCCCUCUCCACCUGGCGGCCCAGCAUGGUCACACCGCCGUCGUUGGGCUUCUUCUGAGCAAAUCCACCUCCCAGCUGCAUCUUCGAGACAAGAGAGGGCGGACAUGCCUCCACCUGGCUGCAGCCAAUGGCCACGUUGAGAUGGUGCGGGCAUUGCUGGGCCAGGGAGCGGAGAUCAACGUCACUGACAAGCAAGGCUGGGGCCCAUUGCACUUUGCUGCCAAAUCGGGUUUCCUGGAUAGUGUCCGGCUGCUAGUGGAAAGCGGUGCCACACCCACUCUCGAGUCCAAAGAGGGGAGGAUACCUAUCCAGUAUGCAGCUGCUGAGAACCACCAAGAAGUAGUGAGCUUCCUGAUGAAAAGGAACUCCACCACCUUGAAACUGAUUGAGGACAGGAAGUUUAUCUUUGACCUUAUGGUCUGUGGGAAGCUGAACAACAACAAGGCAAUUGAAGAAUUUGUCCUUCACUCUUCUGCUCCCCUGGACACUGCUGUCAAGCUUUCCCGGGCCUUCAACAUCGCUGCCCUGAAGGAGAAGGAACGUGCCAAAGACUUGCUGACUGCUGCCAAGUACACUGAAAGCAUGGCCACUGAGCUCCUGACGCUGGCUUCUGGAGGUAGAAGUGCUGGCCACCUUCUCCGCGCAGUGGAUCACAGAGGCACUACCAUGCUGGACUCGCUAAUUGAGUGUGAACAGAAGGACGUAGUAGCGCAUCCAGCAGUGCAAAAAUACCUGACAGAAGUCUGGUAUGGCAGCCUGAAGUGGGCCCCAUGGAAGAUUGCCCUCUUGUUCGUCUGCUUCCUAGCGUGCCCCCCCAUGUGGCUGGUUUUCUCCCUACCCCUGAAACAUAGGUUCAAUAAAAUUCCUAUUAUGAAGUUCAUGAGCCACUUGGCAUCUCAUAUCUUCCUGCUCAUCCUGUUCAUCCUAACCAUAGUGUAUCCCCCCAUUAGCCCCAUCUAUGAAGGUCACAUGGUGCCAUACUGGAACGAGUGGUUGCUCUUAGCUUGGCUGCUGGGGACACUGGUCACCGAGCUCACCCAUUCUGGAGAAAGGGCUGGCCUGGCUUGGAUCAGAGUGUUCGUCUUGGGCUUCUCUGCCAUUGCUUUCCUUUGCCAUUUGCUGGCCUUGAUGUUUGCUGGCACCGAUCGCUUGCACUGCCUGUUUGCCAGGAACAUCUUCCUAGGGGUGGCCAUGACGCUCUCCUUUGUGCAGUUCCUGGAGUUCCUCACCUUCCACCACCUCUUUGGCCCUUGGGCCGUCAUAAUCAGGAACCUCAUGAAGGAUCUCACCAGGUUCGCGGUCAUCCUGGGCUUGUUUCACAUAGCCUUCACCAUGCAGCUGUCAUCUGUCUACCAGCCAGUCUACCCUGAACCAAAGACCAACCUCUCAGCUGCUGGUGGGAACGCGACUGUGAGCACCGUUAUCCAGGACCCCGUUGUCAUUAUGGUCACAUUAUUCUUCUCCGUGUUUGGCCUCGUUGACCCCGAGUCCCUGCCCUCACUCACCAGAACUCCCCAGUUCACUUUUGUCAUCAUCCGCUUUGUGUUUGGGGUUUACCUGAUCGUGACCUUGAUUGUGCUGAUCAACCUGCUGAUCGCCAUGAUGAGUGACACCUACCAGAGGAUACAAGCCCAGUCUGACACAGAGUGGAAGUUUGGCAGGGCCAUGCUCAUUAGGGACAUGACUAGGAAGUCUGGAACACCUUCCCCCUUUAACCUCUUCACAAAUCUUCUCUAUUACAUCAAAAUACUUUGCAAACACAAAGGUAAGCUGUGCUCCACUGAACGGAGGGACCUGAUAAACGAAGAGGAAGACCUGGACAGCACUUCCGACACACGAUCCAUCAAUAUGCUGGCUCACACGUCCAUGGGUUGGAUUAGGGUUGCUGCCAAGAGGAUGACACAAGUAUCACCAGAAGGUGGGCACAUUCGAAGCACUCUGCCAGCAAGGCCGCUGCACAUUGAGGGGGCAAUAGACUGGCACAGCGUGGCUCUCCGCUAUUACUCCUUGAAAGGGCGGAUGGACAGAGCACUGUUCGAGAGGGAAUUGUCCAGGCACCAUGAGGAGAAGAGAGGUGUGCAGCCCAUCCAUCUGCUCAUGAACGGCCAGGAUGUGUGCAGGGUCUAGCCUGUUUGCACCCAGCUCCCCAGUACCAGCGAUUGCCGUGACGUGGGUCCCCUUUGGGCUGCCUGAAUGCAGUAGGGCGUGAACGGCGACGUGUUGUAUGGCCAAACGGAAUGCAAUAAAGAUAAUUUUCUGUGUUCCCUCCA